AACUUAUUUCCCAUAAUGUGUUUUAAUGAUGACCCAAACAUUCCAGGCAACAAUAAAACAAAAAAUUCUAACACUGCCAUUCUCUCUCUUCUCUCAUUUCACAUUCCUUCCGCACCUUCAGGAUGGGCGGUGGGUCAGCCGGACUUCGCUAUGCCCCUCAACAACGUCUCAGUGCCUGUGGGUCGUGAUGCCACCUUCUCCUGCAUGGUGAAGGACUUAGGAGGCUACCGGGUCGGGUGGGUGAAGGCAGACACCAAGGCCAUACAAGCCAUCCACAAACACGUCAUCACCCACAACUCCAGAGUGUCGGUGACUCAUAGUGAUCACAACACAUGGAUGCUGCACAUACGAGGCGUCCAGGAGGAAGAUCGAGGACCCUACAUGUGUCAGAUCAACACAGAUCCUAUGAGGUCACAGAUAGGAUACCUGGAGGUGACGGUGCCCCCAGAGAUUGAUGAUACCAAGUCAUCAACAGACGUAAUGGUCCCAGAGGGGUCCAACGCACCCAUUACGUGUCGUGCCCACGGCUACCCACGACCCAAGAUCAUCUGGACCAGAGAAGACCAGAAACCCAUUGUGCUGAGAAUCAAUGACCCCGCCAUGCCCAAGGUCAAGAGUGAGUACCCAAGGUCAACUAAGGUCAGGAGUGAGUACCCAAGGUCAACCAAGGUCAGGAAACUGAGCUACGAGGGAGAGACGCUUAACUUAACGCAGAUCACCAGGUCAGAUAUGGGACCUUACCUGUGUAUCGCCAACAACACCGUCCCGCCUAUAGUCAGCAAGAGAAUAAUGGUCGAGGUUCAUUUCCGGCCAGUGAUCCACGUCCCCAACCAGCUGAUCGGCGUUCCCAUUGGUAGCUCCGCCAAGCUCGAGUGUAACCUGGAGGCCUCGCCCAAGUCCAUCCAAUACUGGACCAGAGACACAGGAGAGAUGCUUAUCACCAACAACGAGUUCAACGUACAAGAAUCACUAACCAACUUCUAUAUGACCAAGAUGACCCUUACCAUCAACCAGUUCAGGAGACGCCACGCUGGCAUCUACCACUGCACCGCCAAGAACUCCCUAGGCGAGACUGAGGGAAAAAUUAAAGUUUACGUCAUCGAAGUACCGACGGAGGAACCUGCCCAGACAGACGAGGACAUUACCCAGCUAGGCCAGGGCGGCGGCAUCUACCAACAGGUCGACUUUAGCAACGAGAUCCCAUACGGUCCUCGAUCUCGUGAGGACACCAAUCCCACAAGACACGAGGACAUCUAUAACAGGGGUCAUCACGUCACCAAUCCCAGACCCAAUCACCGGACGCCCUCACAAGCGCCGGUAGACAAGAACAGAAAACACCAUCGUCCAAUCGGUGGGGAGGACCAGGGUGGAAUGAGGCCGACCCGACCCCCGUGGUUUGGGUGGGAGAAGCCAUCGUCGCCAUCAUCGUCAGGAGAUGAAUUUAAGAGUGUCAACUUUACCCUGGUGUUAGUCGUGUGCCUUGCGGGUCUUAUCUUGGCUUACCAUAGCAAUAAUUAAACAAUAUAAAACAAUUAGAUGAAUAAAAGACAUUUCAUGAUGGAAUAAAAAAAAAAA
Messenger RNA from Homarus americanus (American lobster), 1575 nucleotides. Its product is annotated as lachesin-like. The transcript has 7 exons. NCBI's taxonomy places the organism in Eukaryota, Metazoa, Arthropoda, Malacostraca, Decapoda, Nephropidae. Gene Ontology annotation, cellular component: neuron projection. The record is from RefSeq and is a predicted model, not a curated record. Bases 16 to 1518 code for a protein of 500 amino acids.